CGGCACUGAUGAUCAGUGCCCAGCAAUGCCACCCACCUGUGCCCAUCAGUGCCCUGCAGUGCCACCCACCUGUGCCCAUGAGUGCCACCCAUUAGUGCCUAGCAGUGCCACCCACCUGUGCCCAUCAGUGCCACCCCCCUAUGCCCAGCAGUGCCCCCCAUCAGUACUGCCCAUCAGUGCAGCAUCAUCAGUGCCAGCUCAUCAGUGCCGCCUAUCUGUGCCACUUCAAAAGUGCCCAUCAGUGCUGCCUAUCAGUGCCCAUCAGUGCUGCCUAUCAGUGCACCCU
Staurois parvus is the source of this 286-nucleotide messenger RNA. Lineage: Eukaryota; Metazoa; Chordata; Amphibia; Anura; Ranidae. The record is from the annotation of a GenBank genome assembly.